AUGAUCAUUGAUGCCGACCACAUAUCCGCCAUCGAUCUUAUGACCCGUCGUCUCAUCGCUUCCGGCUCUCCUCAUACAUCUCAACCAGUGACAGUUGGUACUUGGUUCUCGUUAGGCCACUCUACUAUUGUAGUCAUAACCUGUAUCGUCGUUGCAGCCACUUCUGGCGCUCUUGAGUCACGCUUCAAUUCUUUUAGUAAUAUAGGGGGAAUUAUCGGCACGGGUGUAUCUGCUGGUGUACUCAUUAUACUUGGAAUUGGAAAUGCAUGGAUUCUAUGGAAAUUGGUGGUCAAAUUACGAGCAGUUCUGAGGGAAGAAGUUGAUGGAGAUGGAGGUGAAAUGGGAUUAGGUUUUGAUGGCGGAGGAAUUAUGAUGAGAGUUCUUCGAAGAGUUUUCAAAGUGAUCGAUCGUCCAUGGAAAAUGUAUCCUCUGGGAGUAUUGUUCGGACUGGGUUUCGAUACCAGUAGUGAGAUUGCAGUUCUGGGAAUUGCAUCUGUUGAAGGUGCUAAAGGAACCAAUAUUUGGCUAAUCUUGAUAUUUCCUGUUUUAUUUACUGCCGGCAUGUGUCUAAUCGACACCACCGACGGCGCACUAAUGAUGACUCUCUACACAUCCACAUCUCUCGCCCGCGACACAAUAGCUAUUCUCUACUACUCAAUUGUCCUAACAGGUAUUACAGUCCUCGUGGCUAUCUGCAUUGGAGUCAUUCAAUUACUCUCCUUAAUAGCGAAUUUCUCAACAGGACCUUUCUGGGAUGGAGUUAAUGCUGCAGGUGAUCACUUCGAUGUUAUUGGCGGGAGGGCAUCUGUGGAGCUUUUGUAGUUUUUUGGCGGCGCGAGUGUGUUACUCUAUGGUCCUUGGAGAAG
Messenger RNA from Botrytis sinoallii, 866 nucleotides. RefSeq lists its product as uncharacterized. Gene Ontology annotation, molecular function: nickel cation transmembrane transporter activity. The transcript is spliced from 3 exons. Bases 1 to 822 code for a protein of 273 amino acids. Lineage: Eukaryota; Fungi; Ascomycota; Leotiomycetes; Helotiales; Sclerotiniaceae. The record is from RefSeq and is a predicted model, not a curated record. Gene Ontology annotation, cellular component: plasma membrane. Gene Ontology annotation, biological process: nickel cation transmembrane transport.